This is a messenger RNA of Conger conger (European conger), 2207 nucleotides long. Its product is annotated as olfactory receptor class A-like protein 4. Gene Ontology annotation, molecular function: pheromone receptor activity. The transcript is spliced from 5 exons. The record is from RefSeq and is a predicted model, not a curated record. The coding region runs from base 728 to 1729 and encodes 333 amino acids. Gene Ontology annotation, cellular component: membrane. NCBI's taxonomy places the organism in Eukaryota, Metazoa, Chordata, Actinopteri, Anguilliformes, Congridae. Gene Ontology annotation, biological process: G protein-coupled receptor signaling pathway.
CAAGGACAACGCAAGAAAUGACCCAAUACUACAGCUGGAAAAUAUUAUGGACCAAACUCCUUCAAGUGUCUUGUUGGUCCCCUGGAGUCAGAGGAUAAAGAAGCAAAGAAAUGUCGUGCAGCAAUUAAUGAUGCUGCUAACGAGGUGUGUCCCAAUUAGGGGAAUUAAUGAAUCCCCUGUGUUGCAGUAAUGUGCCUAUUCAGCUCCCAGCAGGGGUGCCCUCAGUGCCUGGGCUCCCAUAAUCCUCUUAACCCCUCCGUCUCUGCUGCCAGUGUGCUGCUGCCUGUGUGCUGCUGCUUGUCACCCUCACAUUUGUUGAAUAUGCAGCAGCCACAGUAGAUCAGGUGACUACGACUAUUCCAUAUUUCAGCCAAUGGUUGGAUGAGCCGGUCCAGGAGAGGGCGAGUGUAUGGGGAUCCUCAUUUGUUGCGUGAUUAGUGGUCUCGUUUGUGUACCCAAGCACCAAAAAAGGAGGAGUGGCUAUGUUUCAGCCAUGGAAAAUUGUGGCUAUAAAGGGGAUUGUACGUCGCACUUCAACGACACCAACACAUUAUCAACUAUUAGCAGGUUUGAAAUGAAGGGGAAGCGUAGGGCAGAUAGGUGGAGCAAGGAGAAGAGGGCAGCACGGAUGGUGCUGGCAUAAAACGAGGGGGCGAUAGCAACAGAGCAGAGUCACGGUCACGGUCCGAAUAGGCAGCGAACACUACUCAAAUACUAGCGUACAAAAAUGACUGAUGAAGAAACUGCAAGCUUGGAUACGAUUGGAAUGGGUCUGCGAGUAAAUAUUUCCCCCACGCAGAUAACCUUCUACAUUAUGCUGGUCGUUCUCGGCAUCUUGGGAAAUGGCACGGUAGUCGCCGUGGUUGGGGAGAGUGUAUUCUACGACAGUGGUAGCGGGAAGGGCUCCGAUCUCAUCCUGGUCAACAUGGCGUUGUCAAAUCUGUUGGUGUCACUGACAAGGAACUCACUCCUGGUGCUGUCUGACUUGGGACUGGAGCUGUACUCCUCCAGAGAGUGGUGCCGGUUUCUGAUGUGCACCUGGGUGUGGCUUCGCUCCGUCAACGUGUGGUCGACUCUGUUCCUCAGCGCUUUCCACCUGCAGACCCUGCGCCGCGUGGCCCCUUCUGGGGCCAACCUGUAUGGCCCCCGGGGGCCCCCCAAGCCCCUGUUAAUGGGGUUGGGUUCUAUCUGGGCCCUCAACCUCCUGUACUCGGUCCCUGCUUUCAUCUACUCCACUAGUGGUGACCGGAACAGUACUGAGACUCUGAUGUUGAUCAGCAGUACAACACGGCCCCUCCUGGGCUGUGUGUGGGACUUCCCCUCACCCUAUGGCGGCUUGGCGUAUGCCACCGUUUCCAUGGUGAUCCACGAGACCAUGCCCAUCAUCCUAAUGACCAUCACAAACCUGGGCUCCCUGUACACACUCUACGCUCACGGACGAUCGCGUACAAUCAGCCACGUGGCCCAGAACGCCCCUGUGAUUCGCAGGGUCCCAGCCGAGAGGCGGGCUGCCAAGGUGAUUCUGGGUCUCAUCAUGUUGUUCAUUGUGUCCUGGGGGACCAGCAUCAUCUCUGUGAACUACUUCAAUUAUAACCGCGGCUCGUCUGCUGAGUUUCUGCUGGUUGUGGCGCGCUACGCCAACACGGCCUUCAUCGCCCUGUCUCCCAUGGUGCUGGCGAUCGGACACCGCCGUCUCCGGGCUGUGUUCAAGUCUGUCAUGAUUCACUGACAAGAGCAGCAGAUAGGCUGCUUUACCAUAGAAAGGGACCAAGAGGAUCGUUCUGAUGAGGUUCAAACUGGAGUUUUGAAUUUCUGAAAUGGUCUUUUUCGAUCCAUGUAUGAUUUGAAUGGUUCAUUUCCAAACAACUUUAGGAAGUAUUGAAGUAUCUGGAGUAUUUUCCAAUGCUACUUUGUAGUGUAGUGUAAAACAAAAACAAAAAAACAGAAGCAUGGCAAUCACAUCCAUCAAGCCAAAAUAUUAUUUGGGCACCCGUCAGAAAUGCAGCUGCUAAAACAGCUGAAAUUAAUUUGUGGGCCGGUUUCAUUUCACAGAAAUGACCAAAAAAAUAUGUAACUGAGCUUUUUUUGCCCUUUCCCUCUUCAUCUGCUUUAUAUUCUUUUGAGUCCAUGCCAUUUGCCAUCCACAGUAACUCUGACUACACUGGCCUAAAGGCUGUGGUGUAAGAUAAAUAAAAUAAUAUAAUUGU